Lachancea thermotolerans CBS 6340 is the source of this 1335-nucleotide messenger RNA. It is a transcript of the gene THI2, whose product is annotated as Thi2p. Gene Ontology annotation, molecular function: zinc ion binding; DNA-binding transcription factor activity, RNA polymerase II-specific. Lineage: Eukaryota; Fungi; Ascomycota; Saccharomycetes; Saccharomycetales; Saccharomycetaceae. The transcript has a single exon. Gene Ontology annotation, biological process: regulation of DNA-templated transcription. The record is from RefSeq and is a predicted model, not a curated record. The coding region runs from base 1 to 1335 and encodes 444 amino acids.
AUGAGUAACUGCAACAAGACCAAGGCUAGGAGUUUCACCGGCUGUUGGGCUUGCCGAUUUAAAAAAAGGCGGUGCGACGAAAAUAAGCCCUUCUGCUCUCUGUGCUUAAGGCAUGGAGAUCAGUGUAGUUACGACAUUAGGCUAGUGUGGCAGAACGAAAACAUCUUCUCCGUUAACGAAAACAAGGAGCUGGUCUCCUGGAAAAAGCUCAGAAAUUUGUGCAAGCAGCCUAACAGAAAUCGAAUCUCAAGACGCAGGUUCCAGCAGAUGACACAGUUCAGGCAAAUCUCACCGCCCAACUCCGACGAUGAGGACUCGGACAAAAAGGAUGCAGCCCACGAUGAUGGAGAGAGUGAUGAGGACCGCGAUGAAGAAAAUGACAGUAGCAAAAAGAAUACGUUCACAAUCAGCGUACGUCGGCUCAAAAUUUAUGACAAUGCAUUAGACUGCGUUCAUGGUCAAACGGACAAAAAUUUUGACCAAAGGUUCGUGGAUCAGCAGCUCGGGCAGCUUUUAACCAAGUUAGAGAGUAGUAGCCAGGUCGCUGGUGAUGAUCGCAGUGGACCGUUUUGUGUUUUCAAAGUCGACAGUUUCAAAAAGAGAAAUGACAGUGAAAAACCGGUUAUCUCUCGGACUUCACACGAAACGCAUAACGAGCUUUCGAGCUUACCAAAUACCCCAAUAUCUGAAACAAAUUCUUUUCUGGCUAUGCGUUUGUCUACUGCGGAGGCGACAUCCAAAUUUUUGUCCCACCACUGGCCCAACCUUCUACUAGCCAAUGACACAAAUUUUUGUCUUCAGCAGCCCGCAUAUGUGAAAUGGUUAACGACACAUAUAGGGUCCAUGGGUCACUUAUUGCAUCCUGAUUUCCUAGAGGAGCUUAUGAAUGGCUCCGUGGACUCUUCUAAAUGGCUUUCGAUGAUUCCUCACUUUUCAAUGGAAUGCCAAGCACUAUAUUUGGUGCUACUAGUUAUGGCAGAGCGGGAGAAAGACAUGGUGGAUUUUGUUUCACGUUGGGUACUAUCGCAGACCCAGGUGUCUUAUUUAUCAUUUCCUUUAAUUGCGCACUCACUGAAGUCAUGCAACAAAAUAGCGUUUUUGUUUCAUUGUCAUGAAUUGCUGGCUGAUGCCACGCUACAAGACCUAUUCCAGUAUGAGCUGACAUCUAUGUUGAAGAUCAACACUGUGCGGCUUAUUUUACAGUAUUGGAGCAACUUAAUGAUGGACCAAAUUUGCCAAUGCCAAGAUACCACAAACUCAGAAAUGCAGUUGAAGUUUUGGGAGAUGCAGUUACAGUGUAACGAGGAGUUUUAUAGAGAUAUCUGCCUAGUUUGA